Molecule: messenger RNA, 5688 nt
Organism: Rhincodon typus (whale shark)
Lineage: Eukaryota; Metazoa; Chordata; Chondrichthyes; Orectolobiformes; Rhincodontidae
Gene: dok1b
Product: docking protein 1b
Exons: 2
Coding region: 216-1370 (384 amino acids)
Biological process (GO): positive regulation of MAPK cascade; cell surface receptor protein tyrosine kinase signaling pathway
Cellular component (GO): cytoplasm
Source: RefSeq, a predicted model, not a curated record
UUGUGAUUAAACUGCCUUGUUUCCUCCUUUCCCAUGCAGUGAAUGAGUUCUGGGUGAAUGUGCAGAAGACAGAAGCAGCAGAGAGGUGCAAUCUUCACGGGACAUACAUCCUUAAAGCAGACAAGGAGAAGCUCACUCUUAAAGAUACCAAAACCGAUCAAGUUCUCUUCAACUGGCCCUAUAAGCUUCUGCGGCGCUAUGGCAGGGACAAGGUCAUGUUUUCGUUUGAGGCUGGGCGCAGGUGUGAUUCCGGAGCGGGGAACUUCACCUUCGAGACAAAGCAUGGCAACGACAUCUUCCUGCUGGUGGAAAGCAGUAUCCUGGAGCAGAAAGCCCAGGCCGAGGGGAGCCGCCGAAGCUUUCCACCGUCGGAGACAGGCGACCACACCGCCUUGAGCUCAUUGGAAUGGAGCCCUGAAUGUCUGUCACUUGAUGCGUCUUCAGCCCUUUCCUCCGAGGUGGUGAUGGUGGUCGGCAACGGCAGCCCUGACCACAAAUCCAGUUUACCCGAGGGGCUGGCGGCGGCCCCCAAAAAGGAGCAGCGAGGCUCCGAGGAGAAGGACUUGUCCAAACUCCUCAAAAACCGGAGCCUUCCAGAGCCUCCGGGCGUGGGGCCCCCGACACCGCCGAGAUCUCCCAAAAUGCCUGCGUCGAAUGCCGAUCCGGCCUCCAUUUACUCCGAUCCCGUGGAUGCCCUGACUGUCGGCACGUGUGGCUCAGACCGCCUGUACUCCGAGCCAGUUGACAGCGUCCUGCCAUGCAAAGCCCAAGAUCCAGCAGCCCGGAAGGGCUUCAAGGACAGGAGGGCGCCCGGGCAGAGGGCGGAACCUCUGUAUGCGGACAUUUACGAGCGGCUGAACCAGGAUUUCUCCCGGCUGGCCGUCACCGGCCCGGCGGAGGAGCACAUCUAUGACGAGCCAGAAGGCCGGGCAUUCCAGCAGGUCCCGGAGGCCAGAGCUCCCUACCCCCUGCCCGCCUUCACUGCCAUCUAUGACCAAGCUCAGCCGGCAGACUCAGCUGCUUGGAAAAAGAAGGGCUGCGCGGCGGGGCACCCUGGUAAAGACAACAGCUCAGGCCCACCUCCCCUGAGGGGUGUCGAGACACCAGCCACCAAGCCAAAAAAACCCAAGCCCUUGCCUGCACCGAAACCCACCAGCGGGCCGUUUGCAAAAGACAAACGGGCAGACUUCAAGGAGAUGGGGAUGGAGCUAGCUAACUCUGAGCGGCUGGCUCUUAAAACCAAUUUCAACAGCUCAAAUAACUGCAUCUACAGUGAGGUUGUGAAGCCCAAAAGGCCACAGAAAGAAGUGUCAGUGGAUGACUUCAGCAUUAACCCAGAGUCAAUCUACGAAGAUCUUGGGAACCUUUGACGGGUUUAGUCAGCUUUUCUGGACAUCUCUUUGUUUUGGCUCUUAAAACAAAAUGUGGUCCUUCCUUCACGUGUAUUUCUGCGAGUGCUGUCUCAAGCAGGGAUACAAUAUUGUUACCUCAUCUUAUGAGCAGCAAAGAUUAAACUAUGAUAGUUAUCAUUGGUAUUUCCUUGUGUUCAACUAAAUUGUGAAACUGAGAUGGAUUUUACACACUGAGAUACAAAAGGUUGCAGCUGUAGAAAAUGUUUUCACAGACUCAGGUACCAGAAUUGACAAAUUUCUUCUCUCUAUUAAAUGUGAAAAGAGCUCUAAUAUGAUUGUGAUGUACCCUAGCUCAGUUCCUCUUGGGCUUGUGGUGGUACAUGUAGCGGGACAUCAACAGUCCAAUUUUCUUAGACACCGACUUGGCCCUGCUUCCUAGUUUUGGUGGACCAUGUGGAACGAGGAUUUCUCCAUUCAUCCUGAGCAGAAACUUCAAGCCGGCACCUGUUUACAAUGCUCCACCUGCCAUGCGGUGAGAUGUAGGAGGACUCUAUUGAGAGAUGGGCGAGACAGCGAGGAGAAGGUAUGAUGUUGGGAAACCUCUUGCAAAAGAUGGACGAGAGGAUUGUGCCACAGAAGUAGAUAAUGUUUCCUACACACGUGGUAGCAGAGUGCGUAAAUGGUGAUACUGAAUUGGGAACACAUUUUUGUCACCAACUACCUGUGGUGAAAGAGACCUCACCAACAUGUACUGUGAAGUUUAUUUUUUAGAAUAAAAACUUAACUUUUCAUGACAGACUGUUUGCCAGAUCUUUUCUUUUACAGUGGCCAUGUCGACUUUUUAUUUCCUCUUUAUUUACAAGAUUAUUUUAUUAUUCCAGAGCCAUUAUUGAUUUCUGUUAUGUGUACUGUGCUUUGAGGAUGCAUGGAUUUAUAGAAUCAAUCUGUAAAUUCUGUUUUGUGAUCCUGCUUCACUGUUCACAAAGGUAACUCUCAUUGAUGCUGCAGUUAGGAGUAAAAACAAUGUGGGUGAAUGAUGGUUUAGUUUAUCUGUCUCUAAAUUCAGUUUCUUGCACCAUCGACUUCUUACCAAGUUGCUGCUGCACAGGGUCUCAACGUUGAUUUUUGUUUUUUUUUAUCUACACAGUCUUCCUUUUAGAGAAAAGUGCCAAGUGGUUGAAGGAUUGGCAGGCUCAUGGGCUGUACUAUGAAUACUCCAGUAGCCAGCCAUUGACCAAAAGAUGGGGCAUUAGCCCUAGAUAUUGGGAAGGCUUUAUGAACUAUUGCAGUCCAUUUAAUGAAGUGAGGAUGUCACUUACUUCCACUCACUGGGUUUUUCAUCUCGUAGGAACUGCACUCAGAGUCCGGAACCACAUCCAUUUGCCAGAGCUUUCUGGAACAGUUUUCAGAGCUGGGAAUACAGACCUUGAGCUAAACACUUGCUGGCUGAGGGAUUGGGAAGAGGAAGAUAAAAAUAGCAACACGUUGCCUUUAACCAUCGUUUCUGUUUUGUGACCAAGUAAACUUGUUGGAGGUUGACAGCAGCCACCCAGUGAUCCUACUUCUGCAAAGUUGUAGGCCAAGCUUUAUAAUUACAAAAUACAUACAGCAUAGAAACAGGCCAUUCAGUUCAUCAAUCUCUACCAGUUUAUUACGCUCCACAUAACCCUCUCUCUCCCAUCAAAUUAUCCUUUUAUUCCUUUCUACCCUACUGUUUAUUUAGCUUUCUCUUUCCGCUUUCACUACCCGAUGGUCGCAAGUUCCAUAUUCUAACCAAACUGUAGGCUAUGCCUGACGUUUUGAAUUCAUCUUUGAAUGAAUUGUGUUAGAACAUCAGAAGAGAAGUGUAGAACUGGCAAGUUUUGAAUUUCGACCUUGAAUUUCAAAAUUUACAGAUGGACCAAAACUUGGAGGGAUUGUGAGCUUGGCAGGAUGGUGAUGGAUGUAAAGAGUCAGGUCGAUUGGGCAUUCAGAAUUAAUGCAGACAAAUUUAAUGCAAUAAAUGGAGAAAUUUUGGUUGAAAAAUAUGCAAUCUGAAAGGGGUUACAGGAACAGCAACAGCGAGCUGGGGCUGUAUGUGCACAAAUUGACGGUGGCAAGAUAAGGUGACAAAGGUUAAAAGGGCAGAGAGUAUCCUGCACUUUACACACAGGUAUUUUUUCUUUCUUUCUUGCUUCAUUCAUGGGAUGAGGGUGUUGCUGGCUAGGCAGUACUUAUUGCCCAUCCCUAAUUGUCCAGAGGGCAGUUAUGAGUCAACCACAUUGCUGUGGGUCUGGAGUCACAUGUAGGGCAGAUCAGGUAAGGAUGACAGCUUCCUUCCCUGAGGGACAUUAGUGAACCAGAUGGGGUUUUUCCGACAAUGGAUUCACAGUCAUCUUUAGAUUCUUAAUUCCAGAUAUUUUAUUGAAUUCAAAUCCCACCAUCUGCCAUGGUGGGAUUGAACCUGGGUGCCUAGAAUGUUAUCUGGGUCUCUGGAUUAACAGUCCAGUGAUAAUACUAUUAGGCUAUUGCCUCUGCCAAAUGAUACGAAAGCAAGGAAAUAAUGAUGAAUGUUUAGAAAACCCUGGCUGAUCCUCAACUGGAGUAUUUGAGUAUCCUUGUUAAACAAGGUGCUCAAAAGUUAUCAAAAAUGCGUGGGAAUGUUAGAUCAGCCAUGAUCCUAUCGAAUGGUGCAAUAGGCUUGAGGGGCUGAAUGACCUCCUUCUGGUUCAUUUUUGGACACUAUUUUGGGAUGAAUGUGAGGGCUGUAGAGAGGAUAUAGAAAAUAUCCAUAAGAAUGGUUUCAGGGAUGAGGAACGUUGGCUACAUGGAAAGCUUGGAGUAGGUGGCGUUGCUAUACUUGAAGAGAGGCCUGGUCUGCAUGUGACUGCAUACCCACAAGCAAUGUGGUUGACUUCUAACUGCCCUCUGAAAUGCCCAAGAGCCACUCCAUUUAAUAAUUAGGGAUGGGCAAUAAGUGCUGGUCUUGACAGAAACACACAAGUCCCAUGUAAGAUUUUUUUUUUUUUUAAGAAAAACUUCUUUCUUCUAUUAAUGCACUUUUCCCAACCUACUUAUUUGACCAAGCUUUUGGAUACCAGGUGUAACAUCUUGUUGUGUGGGUGUCAAAUUUUGUUUGAACAGUCCUUUGGAGUACAUUUAGGGCCUUUUAUUAAAGGUAAUGGUGCUGGGAAACAAGGCAUUUCAUCUUUUUGGUCAUCUUGGACAGCCGAUACAGUUCCAGGUGUUCUGUGAUCUUUCCAGUAAAAUUAAUUUGUCCAAUCAUUUGUUGAUAUUAUAAAUGUUAUGAGUUUAUUUUGUCUGCUACUGAAACAAAGGCUAGUUCCUAAGCAUAAGACAACAAAAAUUAUUAAAGAUUUUUACUACCAUUGAAUCACUCCUGUUAACCUUUGCUGGCACCCUGUGCUGGCAUUGCUUUUUUUUUGGGGGGGGGAUAAAAUAAACUGGAAGAAUCACAGGAAAUUUUAUUUUAAAUAUAGUUCAUCAGAGGUUAGUUGUUUCCAAAACAGUAUCCUGGAUUUAUCUAGUUAAUACCGACAUAGAUUGUUAUCAACAGCUGGGGAUCAAUCAGUGUAAGUUGGUAAUUGGCGCAUUCACCUUUUGAACCAGAAAGUUGUUUAAGUCAACCUCCUUGAGCCCAUAAUCUAUGCUGACAUUCCUGUGUACUGUUAUUUUUGAGGUGAGAUGAUAAAACCAUAAUUACAUUUUACAAUUGUAUUUUAUUAUUUUUCCCUUUUCCUGUCUGCCCUUGAGGGCUGAUGUGAUUGAUGCCCCUGACUCAAAGCAGAUGGUGUCUGACAUUUAUCUUCAACCAACGUAACUUAAAACAGAACAUCACCUUUAUUGCUGUCUGUGGUACCUGAGCCGUUCAAAUUGGCUGCUCCAGUACCUUUUUUUUCAAGUCUGUGAAGCCACUUCAAAAAAUACUUCAGCAGCUCAGAAAUGCUUUCUGAGAUACUGAUGUGUUGGUAAAUGCUGUAUAAGUGCAAGUUCAAAAAAAAAGGGACUGAAAUUCUUGUUAAAGGAAGCAUCUAUUGAAUAGUUCAUUCUCAUAGUCUAUGCUGCAGGAGCUGGCUGUUGAAUAAUAAGGUGAUAUAUUUAAAGCUUGUUAACUAAUUUGUGUAAGUUAUUUUGGUUUAUGACUUUUUUUGUAUAAAUGUGUAAUGAUUUCUUGUAACAAAAAUAUGUACUUUUUAAAAUGUAAAUUGCUGAUUGACCAAUACUUGUUAAACAUAGUUUGUACUUCCAUACAAAACAUUGUUCAUUCAAAAAUUGGUGACCAACAAGUACUUUGUUAUUAUCAGAAUAGCUAUUGCAUAAAAUGGUUUUCUUCAAA